AUGAUCAGCAACUAUCUCGACAUCCUCUACACGGACACGAACCUCAUCUUCGACCGCCGCUUCUACAGCUACGUGCUGCCCGCCGUGAAGUCGAUGGGCGAGCCGUACACGCUGCGCAUCAAGUUCACUCGCGCCUGCUUGGGCGAGAAUCUGUUCAGCGCCGACCCGGCGCGCGUGUCCGUUCCGCUCUUCAAAAUCUACCUCUUCAACGGCGAAGACCUGGAGAAUAAAGUGCAGGGGUGGACGAUCGAGUUCCAGCAGAAGAACAACUACACCAUCUUCUUUAAGGACGGAUUUUUGGAAUCCGAUCCAGUGGAAGAGCGGACGCCCCUUUGGUCGGCCGCGACGGAAAAGUCAACAUUUUUCAAGGUCCCCCCGGACAACCACGAAGAGCUGGUGACGAAGGAGUUCUACAUUGACGUCCAGAAGAGCAAGCUGCAGAUCCGCGUCGGCGACAGCCUCACCGUGCAGACCUGCAUACAGGUGGGGUAUUGCCGCGUCGGCGAGCAGACGCUUCAGAUCGACUACAAGCCCCGCAACCACCGCUGGGCCAUCCGCCGUGGACACCCACAAUGCACGGCCGUCAUCUCAGAGCACUCCGACAACUUCCGCGUUGGCGACCACCUCCAAGACCCGAAGCCCGAGAAUAUGGUCCACAUCAAGGCGAACACCUGGGGCAGCGAGGAGUACAGCGAGACGGCACUCGUUGGCAGCCUUCACCUCGCCAUCUGCAUCACCGUCAUCAUGGUGAUCGCGGCGAUCUACUUCACAAUCUUGGUCUCCUCCUCGGAGAUUGUCGACUUCAACGCGAUCGGGCUGAUGCAACGCGAACGACAACGCGCCAUGCACCGCGAGCAAGACUUUUUGGACGCGAGCCGCCGCGCCGAGCGCCGUCGUCAGCAUAUGGCC
Molecule: messenger RNA, 909 nt
Organism: Mesorhabditis spiculigera
Lineage: Eukaryota; Metazoa; Nematoda; Chromadorea; Rhabditida; Rhabditidae
Source: the annotation of a GenBank genome assembly